AUGUUUUUCUUUAAAGAUCUGUCGCUUAACAUCACACUGCAUCCAUCCUUUUUUGGUCCGCAAAUGAAACAGUAUUUGCGUACUAAACUUCUGCAAGAGGUAGAGGGUACGUGUACCGGUAAAUUCGGGUACAUUUUGUGUGUUUUGGACUGCGAAAACGUUGAAAUUGAGAGGGGUAGAAUUUUGCCCGGAGAUGGCUCUGCUGAGUUCACAGUAAAAUACCGUGCAGUCGUGUGGAAGCCCUUCAAAGGUGAAGUGGUGGACGGUGUCGUUUCGAGCUGUACAAACCUGGGUUUUGAAGUGGACGUGGGGCCUCUUUCUGUGUUUGUAUCGCCAUUUUUGAUGCCAGAAGACCUGGCCUACAACAGCGGUUCAAACCCGCCAUCGUACCAGAGUUCAGAGCAAAUUAUCACCAAGGGCUCGAGGGUAAGACUGAAGGUAGUGGGUGCCAGAAGUGAGGUGAAUUCGAUUUAUGCCAUCGGAAGUAUCAAAGAAGAUUAUUUGGGUGUUAUAUGA
Messenger RNA from Lachancea sp. 'fantastica', 516 nucleotides. The record is from the annotation of a GenBank genome assembly. NCBI's taxonomy places the organism in Eukaryota, Fungi, Ascomycota, Saccharomycetes, Saccharomycetales, Saccharomycetaceae.